Molecule: messenger RNA, 768 nt
Organism: Lycium ferocissimum
Lineage: Eukaryota; Viridiplantae; Streptophyta; Magnoliopsida; Solanales; Solanaceae
Product: pathogenesis-related protein PR-1-like
Exons: 1
Coding region: 66-659 (197 amino acids)
Cellular component (GO): extracellular region
Source: RefSeq, a predicted model, not a curated record
UUCAGUAAUAUUCCCCUUCCCAAAGAAAUAAAACAAUCAAUCUGUCUCUCUAUAACCAAAAAACUAUGAGGCUUCUUCUCUUCCUCUUUCUAUUUUUCCUUUCAUUAAUCACCUCAAGCCACACACUCAAUAUCCCCUCAAAAUCAUUAUUACCACUUGACCAAACAAGCCUAAAAAACCUUAACAAUGACACAAUCUACAAAAUAUCAAAACAACUAUGUUGGAAUUGCUUAGGUGAAGCCAUUCAAUUCUUGUUUCAUCACAAUCUUGUAAGAGCAACAAAAAUGGAACUACCCUUAACAUGGGAUUCAAAUCUUGAAAAUUAUGCAAAAUGGUGGGCAAGUCAAAGAAGACAAGAUUGUAAGCUUGUGCAUUCAUUUCCAGAAGGUUAUUUUAAAUUAGGUGAAAAUAUUUAUUGGGGUAGCGGAAAUACUUGGACUCCAACAGAUGCUGUUAAUGCUUGGGCUGAUGAACAAAAGUAUUAUGAUUAUGCAUCAAAUUCUUGUGCUGAAGGGCAAUUAUGUGGGCAUUAUACACAAAUUGUGUGGAAGAGUACAAGGAAAAUUGGAUGUGCAAGAGUUGUUUGUGAUAGUGGUGAUGUUUUUAUGACUUGUAAUUAUUUUCCUCCUGGGAAUUAUGUUGGUGAAAAGCCAUAUUGAGGGUGGAUGGAUAAUGUUUAGUAGUUAUACAUUAUACUUGAUUCAAAUUGAUAAUAUGUAAUGACUUUUCCUUUGUGAUAUGGGUGAUUAAUAUAUAUAUUAAGUACAA